AUGACUACUCAUAGUCUCAUUCCUACGGAAAUGUCAAUCAAUUUUUGUACUCCGGAGUCGUACUUAACAUGUGUCUCUGUUAUAUUUCAGCUGGAUGUGCAAUAUGUUCAUCCUCAUGCUAUGCUCCAUUCCAGUAUUGGCCUCAACCCAACUCCUCUCCUUGAUCUAUCAGCAAAUAUCGGAAGCCAGACUGUUUGCCUUGGUGGUGAAAUUGGUUUCAAAACAGCUUCCUCGUUACUGACCAAGUAUAACGCCGGAGUUGGUUUCAACAAGCCAGACUUCUCUGCUGCGCUCAUGCUGGAGGAUAAAGGGGAGAGUCUACGAGGGACUUACGCCCCACACGGUGAAUCCAACCACAUCCGUUGGUGCAGAACUGAUCCGUCACUUCUCCAGUCAUGA
Molecule: messenger RNA, 399 nt
Organism: Brassica napus (rape)
Lineage: Eukaryota; Viridiplantae; Streptophyta; Magnoliopsida; Brassicales; Brassicaceae
Product: mitochondrial outer membrane protein porin 4-like
Exons: 2
Coding region: 1-399 (132 amino acids)
Biological process (GO): monoatomic anion transmembrane transport
Cellular component (GO): mitochondrial outer membrane
Molecular function (GO): voltage-gated monoatomic anion channel activity
Source: RefSeq, a predicted model, not a curated record